Molecule: messenger RNA, 426 nt
Organism: Protopolystoma xenopodis
Lineage: Eukaryota; Metazoa; Platyhelminthes; Monogenea; Polystomatidea; Polystomatidae
Source: the annotation of a GenBank genome assembly
CUUCUGACGAGCUAUUUCGUGGAGGACCCUCAGCAGAUGUGCGAACUUUCCGAUAACUUCCUGGCUGCAAUCCAAAAGCGUAACUCUCGCGGUGACAAAAAGACUCGUCAGGCAUUUCUACUUAACGAGUUGGGCCUGCUGCUCGACUUAAUCUUUGCCAGAUACCGACUAAUUGAGGUCAUGUGGGAAUCUGAUCUUCUAUCCAAAAUCUAUUUGCAGGUCUGUUUGGAGAUGGGUUUUGAUGAGUUUCAUCUCUUCACUCGGCCGAUCCAAUUUGAAGCUGCCAAGUUUAAAGCAGGCGCAGAAGAGGCGCGUCCGCCGGCUUACAUUACGGCGGUUCAGGAUGACGACUCGAUGGUUGACAAGUGGGUUGAUGCUGGAAACAAUUCUAUGCGCAUGAAUAGAAGGUUACGAGCUCAUCAAUAA